Messenger RNA from Capra hircus (goat), 12019 nucleotides. It is a transcript of the gene PRLR, whose product is annotated as prolactin receptor. Gene Ontology annotation, molecular function: cytokine receptor activity; cytokine binding. The transcript has 10 exons. The record is from RefSeq and is a predicted model, not a curated record. Gene Ontology annotation, biological process: cytokine-mediated signaling pathway. Gene Ontology annotation, cellular component: external side of plasma membrane; membrane; signaling receptor complex. Lineage: Eukaryota; Metazoa; Chordata; Mammalia; Artiodactyla; Bovidae. Bases 893 to 1783 code for a protein of 296 amino acids.
UCUCCCUCUUUCUGGAGUCUAUCCACUGUUCCUGAAACAGCUUUACGCACGAUGGAAGUCCACAUCCUUGUGCGGGAAGUGCUCAAGGAGUGAGAUGGCAAACCUCGCUCCCCGGGAAAAGUGAGUACCCACCGCGGGCGGAGCCGAAGGCGCGGGGGCGGCGCCGGAGUCGCGGGUUCAAGGCCAAGUGCAGGCAGACGCGCGCCGGCGGCUGAGCUCGGGCUGCUCCGAAAGACGCCAGAAACCCGCCGGAGUAGCCGGGCGGCAGCCUGGGGCAGAGCCAGGACUCUGACAGCACGGAGGUCCCCUCCCAAAGGAACUAAAAAGACUCUAUCCGCCCCCACCUUCGCCGCUUUUACGACGGCACACAUUAGUCUUUAUAAAAAGCAUCUUGAGAAUGAGUUUCGGCGUGACUGGGGGACCCUCAGAAGAUACAUUAUUCACGUCAAAUUGAAAAGAAAAAAGAGCGGGGAGGGGAAGGAGCUCAGACAGGUGAUGUGCGGACGGCGGGCUUGAGGAUUCUCCCAGCAUUAGCCGCGGCCGCCUCGGGGUAUCCGGCGGAAAGUUGAGCAACCGCAGUGCCGACCCGAAAGGUGCGGCUCCCCGCCCCCUCAGAGGCAGUCGGGGGAGGGACAGGUAAGCAGCCUCCUGGCUGUCACCCGUAGCUCAGCCGAAGGGAGGCGGCCUGACCUCAGCGAAGGAAUUCCAGCUGGAGAAGCAGCUUCAGGAACCGCUGGAGGAGAGAGGACGAGAGAGCCGCGGAGAGGAGGGGGAAGUUGGGCAAACAGCUAAAGAACGCUUCUGUUCAUGGAGGCAAAUGCUAAGGAUGCUUUCCAAGUGAACCCUGAGUGAACCUCUGAUAUAUUUCCUGUAGAAAGAGCAAGGAGCCAACAUGAAGGAAAAUGCAGCAUCCAGAGUGCUUUUCAUUCUGCUACUUUUUCUCUACGCCAGCCUUCUGAAUGGACAGUCACCUCCUGAAAAACCCAAGCUUAUUAAAUGUCGGUCUCCUGGAAAGGAAACGUUCACCUGCUGGUGGGAGCCCGGGGCAGAUGGAGGACUUCCUACCAAUUACACACUGACUUACCACAAGGAAGGAGAAACACUCAUCCAUGAAUGUCCAGACUACAAAACCGGGGGCCCCAACUCCUGCUACUUUAGCAAGAAGUACACCUCCAUAUGGAAGAUGUAUGUCAUCACAGUAAGCGCCAUCAACCAGAUGGGAAUCAGUUCCUCAGAUCCACUUUAUGUGGAUGUGACUUACAUAGUUGAACCAGAGCCUCCUAUGAACCUGACUUUGGAAUUAAAACAUCCAGAAGAUAGAAAACCAUAUCUAUGGAUCAAAUGGUCUCCACCCACCCUGACUGAUGUAAAAUCUGGUUGGUUCAGUAUCCAGUAUGAAAUUCGAUUAAAACCUGAGAAAGCAACUGACUGGGAGACUCAUUUUGCUCCAAAGCUGACUCAGCUUAAGAUUUUCAACUUAUAUCCAGGACAGAAAUACCUUGUGCAGAUUCGCUGCAAGCCAGACCAUGGAUACUGGAGUGAGUGGAGCCCAGAGAGCUCCAUCCAGAUACCUAAUGACUUCCCAGUGAAGGAUACAAGCAUGUGGAUCUUUGUGGGCGUCCUUUCUGCUGUCAUCUGUUUGAUUAUGGUCUGGGCAGUGGCUUUGAAGGGCUAUAGCAUGGUGACCUGUAUCCUCCCACCAGUUCCAGGGCCAAAAAUAAAAGGAUUUGAUAUUCAUCUGCUGGAGAUAUCACAGCCUUCUCGCCUUGUGUCUGUGUUUUAAUAGAAGGGCAAGUCCGAAGAACUUCUGAGAGCUCUGGAAAGCCAAGACUUCCUUCCCACUUCUGACUGCGAGGAUUUGCUGAUGGAAUUCAUAGAGGUAGAUGACAGUGAGGACCAACACCUGAUGCCACACCCCUCCAAAGAACACAUGGAGCAAGGCGUGAAGCCCAUGCACCUGGAUCCUGACACUGACUCUGGCCGGGGCAGCUGUGACAGCCCUUCACUCUUGUCUGAAAAGUGUGAUGAACCUCAGGCCUAUCCCUCCAAGUUCCACAUUCCGGAGGGCCCUGAGAAGCUGGAGAAUCCCGAAACAAAUCUUACAUGUCUUCAGGCCCCUCAGAGCACAAACGGGGAAGGCAAAAUCCCCUAUUUUCUGGCCAACGGACCCAAAUCUUCCACAUGGCCUUUCCCGCAGCCCCCCAGCCUGUACAGCCCCAGAUAUUCUUACCACAACAUUGCUGACGUGUGUGAGCUGGCCCUGGGCAUGGCAGGCACCACAGCCACUCUGCUGGACCAAACAGACCAACAUGCUUUUACACCCUCAAAAACCAUUGAGACUGGCGGGGAAGGAAAGGCAGCCAAACAGAGGGAGUCAGAAGCCUACAGUUCCGAGCCUGACCAAGACAUGGCAUGGCCACUGCUCCAAGACAAAACCCCCUUGUUCUCUGCUAAACCCUUGGAAUAUGUGGAGAUCCACAAGGUCAGCCAAGAUGGAGUGCUAGCUCUGUUCCCAAAACAAAAUGAGAAGGUUGACGCCCCUGAAACCAGCAAGGAGUACUCAAAGGUGUCCCGGGUGACGGAUAGCAACAUCCUGGUGUUGAUACCGGAUCUGCAAGCGCAAAACCUGACUCUGUUAGAAGAAUCAGCCAAGAAGGCCCCGCCAGCCCUGCCAUAGAAUCCAGCCAAGGCCGACCUGGCUGUCUCCCCCACAACCCCAGGCAACUGCAGACUCCAGUUGGGUUGGGGACUGGGUCCCGCAGGUUUUAUGCACUCUUGCAGUGAGAGUUAUGGAAGGAUGGGUUGAAUUGUGAUUUUCCUUCAGGUAACAUUACAGAGUACGUGGAAUGCACUCUACCAGAGAGGGCUCAAGAACAGGAUUAGAAUGACACUACCCAACUCCCAGUUCACUCUUCAUUCUCUAUUUUCAACCAGUUGCCUCUUUUUCCAACAGCUGAUUCCAGAACAAAUCAUUCCAUCUUGUGUGAUUUGUAGAUUUACUUUUUUGCUAUUAGUUAUCAGAUUAUAUGUUCAAUGAUAUAAAAGCACAUUGCCUAGUAUUCUUGAGAGACAGUGCCAAUAGGUAUAUUCUCUGGAAAAGGCCUUCAUGGUUUCAUAUGUGACAGAGGGGUAUAAGUCAGUCAAAAUUGUUUACCAUGAGAAGAUGGUAGAUAGGAGAGAAAUGCCAUGAAAACCACUCUUGAAGACCAGUUGCUUAACCUUUGCACUCCUCUUUCAUUUUAUUAGGAUUAACCAAAUACAAUGCACUUAAAAAGUUUCAUUCUAGAACACCUGACAAAUUGUUUCCAUCUGUUCCUAUUACCUUAAUGACACAUGGCCAAUAUGCAAGUAAACAGGAUGCCUCCAGUUUUUCCUUAAAAUAGUUUGAAUUUAUUAAGCAUGGAUUUUACCCUUAAAUUGUAUUUCAUUCUGAAACUUCUAGAGAAUAGGGUUUGAGAAAGUGAUAUUUUCUUACACAGGAGGCAAAUGAGUUUCAUGUGGUGAAUCUUUCUAAAAUGUUUUCCUCUUUCAUUUCAGCAUGAUAGAUAAUUUAUUACACACCCUAGUCUUCUGUUAGUGGAAAAAAAAAAAAGUCCCAAAAGACUAACUUUAAUUUAAAAUAUAAUCAUAGCAGGAUGCUCACAGAAGUACUGCCUUACUGUAUAUACAAAGUCUACUUUAAUAUAAACCCGUAGGUUUAACAAUGUAUUUUUGAAGACUAUUUUUCUAUCACUUAAGUAAAAUAAAAGACUAUUUUCUAUCUUCCCAGUACAGCCUGUUUACGUAUUCAGCAGGUAUAGUAUUUAUAUGAGGUUAUAAUGAGUAUUUUCAGUACACGGUGAUAUAUACAGUCCCUGUUUGUGGAAUAAAAUGCCAUACCAAGCCAAAGCCCACUGAGGAAUAGGAAGUGGAUGACAAAAUUCGAUUUCCAGCACAGUGUAGUUUAGUUUUUCUGAUUCUUUUUAUCUCCAGGAUACUUUAAACAGCAAUCAAGAAACUAGAGAUUUAGGACUCUCCACAGACUGAAAAUACUUCUCUUGUAAUUUAGGGCCACUCUGGGGGUUCUGCUCUUGGGGCGAAAAUUUUCACUUCUCUGUGAAAUUUUUGCUUCUCUGGGUGAAAAUUUAUAAAGAUGAAAAAGGAGAGUAGAAACAUCUAAUAUACUGCCUUAGAGAGAGGGUUGUUGUUUUGUUUUUCUGAGCAAUCUUGGGCAAAUCCAUUUGUGUGUUCACUUCUUAAGCUGGAACACAAAGAAUCUGAGCUCCCUCUGUGAGUUAAAUAUUCCAGCCCAAUAAGUCCAUGUCGACAGAAACGGGACUCAGAGGUUGGCUGAUGUGUGAAAGUGAACACACUGCCCGAGCUUCCAGAAAUGCAAAAGUAACAUGUCUGAGGCUCUAUUCUUCUAAUACACACCCAACUGGUUAAGAGUGAGGGAGCUGUUGGGGAAGAUUGUCCAAGUUUAUUCAGUCCCCUAGAUCCCUGCUACUCAAAAUACAGUCUGAGGACCAGCCACACCCGCAUCUAUGGGCACUGCUUGAAAAUGCAGAAUCUCUACCCUCCCCACCCCCACCCACCAGAAUCUGCAUUUUGCUAAGAUCCCCAGAUGAUUCAAGUGCACAGUGAAGUCUGAGAAGCAUUGCCCUAGCAGAUCAUUUCCACUAAAGCUGAUUUUAGUGCCUGGAGUAGUUCUUUCCUGGAAAGUACAGGUCGAAUCUGUUUGACUUGCAGUGAACAGUACUGUCAUAAAAAGGUAUCAUUUUUUAAAAUCUAUUAGUGGUUUGGGAUUCACAUAAUGGAAGAAAAUGAUCUGCAAAAGCACAUAUAACUUCUAAGAGGGUCAGGGAGUAUACCCCACCUUGAGAAGCAUUGACCAAAGACUCGGCCCUUCAAAGCCAGCACAGACCAAAUCGUUCUCAGAAUAGUCCCAUCUCCUCCAAGGCGUGUAUGAACCACUCUGAUAGUAUGAGAAUUCAAAAAUAGUCUUUUGAUGUAUAAUUUGGCAUGUAUGAAAAAAACUGUCACGGCUGAAGACUCAAACUAAAUUCUUAAAAAAAACACCAAUUAGUAAGUAGAUUACUGUCAAUCGUUAACUAAAGCCAAGGCUAUAAUUCUCAGUCACUCAGCACUCUUUAAUGAAUUGUGGGGUUGUUUUUUUUUUCAUGGUCUAGUCUAUUUUCUAUCAAGGAGUCCUCUAGUUGAGUGGAAGUAUGUAAAUUAAGGGUCAGGAGACCCAGCUUCUAGUGCUAAUUAUGUUAGCUUAGCUCAACUCCCUUCUCUGGGUCUCAGUUUGCUCUGAAUGAAAUGCUAGGUCAAAUAAUCUAUAAUGUCCUUUUAAACUGUGAAUCCUUAAUUUCAUGAUUCACUCAAUAAUGUCCAGCAAAGAUGAUUAACCAAUGCCUUGUAUCAUAAUUAAGCUAACAAAUAAUUGCCCUUCAUCAUAGAAACACGUCCUCUUCAGUGAUGUGCUCAUUUUGUUUCACUUUUUUUUUUCUUUUUUUUAGUUGGAGGACAGUUGCUCUACAAUAUUGUGUUGGCCUCUGCCAUACAUCUACAUGAAUCAGCCACAGGUUUAAAUCAUCAGUGCCAAUUAAUCUUAACAUAUUGUUCAUGCAUUUUACAAAUCACGUAGAUAUAGAAUCAUAGUCUAAGAUAAUGUGCAAAUAUGUGUAUAGAGGGAAGCAGAGAUUUUUUUAAAAGACAUUGAAAGAGGCUUUUAGGGACAAAAUGCCUUUCUUAUACUAGGCUGCUGAUUCUGGUUUGCGCUUUUGCUGUUGUUGUUGUAGUUGUCUUCUUAUGGAUUAUGAGCCACCAUUGCACAGUUGAUGUUAAAAGCCUCAAGCUCUGAUUUGUAAAAAGUCAUAUUUUUAUAAAUAAACACUUCAAGCUACAAAGCACAUGGAAAUAGGAUAGCCAGUGGGUGAUUUAUGGACGCUUAUAACUCAAAGAGCAAAAUCUUCUCUAGUCAGUUUAGCAAAGAGCAAAAUCUUCUCUAGUCAGUUUACAAGGCAGCUCAGAUGAGCACAAGUCAUAAUCAGUCACGUCACUGACAUGUAACUGACUCUGCAUUCUCCUAAGUGCCUAAGGCCAAUCCCAACUGGUUUGGUCCAAAGUUGGUCAAUCCCUUACCAUCUGUACAAGAUGAAGGAGUUUGACUCUGUCUUAGAGUGACCCAGCUGAAAGGGAGAAUCUGAUGAGCAGGCAGAGGCACCUGAGCUCCAGGGUGCAGCUUAGCUGGGGAAGGUCUGUCCCCCAACCUUCUCCAGGCUGCCUGCUUCUGCCCAUCACUUUCAAAAAGAUGUGAUCCAGCCAGUUGUAAUUUUGUUAUCUCUUUAGAGUAGAUAUGAAAGAAUCAGAUUUGUACACAUUUUACAAAGUGCCUUUUUUUUUUUUUUUCUAAAGUUUUCUUUUCACAAGAAAAGUGUAUUGUUUGGACAGUAAAUUUUACAUUUUAAGUAAAUGAAUGAAAAAGCCAGAAAGGAAUCAUUAAAUGAUCUAAGGUCCAAUCAGCAACCGUUGAGUGGAUUUUAAUUUAUUGUUUAAUUAAAUUAGCACACAGCUGAUGUGAAUAGUGUAACUUAUUCUGAUAAGAAAUUGACUCUGGCUAAGAUUUUGGAAUAAGUCUGCCACCCUGUUACUUGAGACUCUCAAUUUAAAAACACAUUAAAUGCACUUUCAAUGGCUUUGAAUUGCAUGCCAGGGCCUGAAAAGGGCAACACGUGUACCAUGGAACUUGGCACACAUGCAGAAAGACAUAAAAGCCUCUGAAUUAUGGUCUGUGAGAUUGCUGAUGUAGAUUUGCCAUUGAUGAAAGCCUCUAGUGAACCAAUUUCUUUUUCUGCCUUUUCAGCCCAUGCAUCAUUAACAUAGUUGCUAGGGUAGUGGGCUGAGCACUCAAUUUCCGGCUGUCAGUAAACAGGCUGUGUGAUUUUAGCAAGUCCUUUAAAGGACUAGCUAAAACCAGCUAAUCUCUGGUUCCCUCAUCUGUUAAAUGACUGGCUUGGCCUAAGAUGUUUCUAAGACCCCUUCUGGCUCUAACAGUCUUUGAUGUACAUGAUCUGAGUAAAAUCCAGGGUUUCAGUAAAUGGCCCAGGGACAGUGCAGGAGAAUAUUGCUGAUGAUCCCUUAGCCUAAAGCAGUGGACAGUGUGGCUGUAACAAUGCUGAAGAGAAAAACAGUUCUACUCCUGCAAGUCUCAUCGAUUUCAUUCAACAUCCUUUGCUCCUCCUCUUCUUCUUAGCUGUCCACCUUGUAGGCUUUUAAUGCUCUCACUUAGGGCCUCCAUCUCUCCUGAGAGUUCGUUAUGUACAGUAGCAACCGUAGGAUUUGCAAGAAACUAGAUUAUUCAUAAACAAUGACUUUGGCCUGAGUCAAACAAUAAAUUGGCUACAUAGAUAUCAAGGCCCAAGUUGAAGAUCACAACUUAUCGUAUUUACGGAGCCACAGGCUUAGAGAGUCUAGCUCAAUUCAUCCAUUCCUUCAUUUGUUCAAAGGCCAUUAAUAAAUCCAAGCUACAAUGAAGACUGUUGUGGAGGUCUUCAGCAGAAACUUAAAAAUGCAAAAUGAUUGCUCAAGAGUUUUAUAACCUAACCAGAAAUUCUAUUUAUAGUUAUGGCCUGGACGUAUUUCAUGACCAGUGUACAUAUCAUCUGCAAAUCAAAUAGUUCUCUCGCUAGAUUUGUGUAUUUCAAGGUGAUUUUGGCUCUGAGACCUUCACAUAGUUACCUAUUUCCGUAAAAGGAAACAGAUAGAAAAAUAGAGUGUGGGGGACUUUCCUUGUGGUCCAGUGGCUGGGGCUUCACACUUCCAAUGCAGGGGGCCCAGGUUCUACCCCUCGUCACGGAAAUAAGAUCCCACAUGCCGCAGGGCAACUAAGCCAUAUGCCACUUGGAAAUUCUGCCUGCCACAGCUAAGACCUGGCACAGCCAAAUUUUAAAAAUAAAUAAAAAUAAAAUAUGUUUUUAAAAGAAAGAAAAAUAGGAUGUUUCUAAAUGUCUGGACAUCUCAGGAUUACACAGAAUGCCAAAAGUAACCUGCUAAACUCGGAUUUUUUUGGACAUAGUGACUCUGCUCAGUGUUCUGAGUUUAUGGCUAAGAGAUGUGCAUAUGCCCAUGACUCUUUUGUCCACAUUGAUUCUUUUGAUUUAUGCUCUAAUUUGAUGUCAGGAAGCACUGAGAUAUGUAAAGUGGGAAAACGUACACUGUUUAUGUGGUUGUGGUCAAUGAAAAGAGAGACCUUUGACCAUAGUCUGGUAGUUAACUUUUUACCUGCUGCUGAUAAAAAGAAAGAAACAACUCAAAAAACUUUAGCUACUUAAGUAGUAAUAUAAAAACCAGUAGUUUCAUAUUAUGCUCAACACACACUUCACCUGCAUACAUUUCAUAAUCGAAUCUGAGUUUUCCAUGCAAAUUUCACAUAUCCUAAGGAGGUGGGGAAAUCUUGUUAUAUUACCUGAAAUUGAAAAUUUUUAUGGCAAAGAGUCUCCUGAACAACAAUUUGUUUUAUGAAAUUCCUGAUAAAAUGAUUUUGAAGUUUUAAAAGUAACUAUUUCCCUUCUUAUCCUAAUGUCCUUCUUUCAAAGCUGCUUAUUUAGAAAUGAUGUCACAUUUCCCACUUUGACUAUUUUCAGUGACAUAGUUGUGUAUUUGCCGUGUGAUAAUCCUGACUUUAACUGUUGUAUGAUUUUAUAUUAUAUUGCUUUAUGUGGUUCAAAAACUGUGUGACACAUUGAGAUAUAUAAUCCUAUUGUGAAACUCACUGUGUACUACAAAGGAAAAAAAUUAUUUCAUGAGUUAGAAUCUAUUCAUAUAUAUUUCAAUGUGAUUGUUUCUAUAUCUGGAAAACAAGACUGAAAAAAAAUGUAAUCAUAUCUUUCUGCUGAAACCAUGAAUGUGCUGAUUUUUUUUCUUAAUCUUUGCUAGAAGUAGUAUGAGUUGCCAUUGUACAGCUGAUCUGGGGUAAGUGUUUAAAGUACAAUCCAACAAUUGUUUAAAAGUCAAGUCAACCCCUCGACUUUGCUUCAUGUGACCUCUGAUACUUCUGGGGUGUUUUGUGCAUAAUGAGGCUUGCUUUUCUGCUUGAUCAGUCAUUUCAAACAAUUUUUGUGUCUCAUGCAGAAACCAAAGCAACCUAGAACUGGCUGUUAGGGAUCUAUGUCUUCUGUAAAGCCAUAUUGACGUGAAGACUACAGGAUAGCCAAAGGUUCAAUAUUUUCAAAGCUACCACUACCUCUGCUUUUUCUCUUCUCCUAAAAAAUGCCAAACAAAAUUCUUUAACAUUGCAUAGGAAAUUAGAAGUGAUUGUUACAAGUUGCUGGGGUCUUGUUUUUUACAUGAAGAUACACCUCCUAAAUUCAUCAGUUUGUAAGUUUAUGCUAGGUUUCCUCAAUAACCAUUUUUACAUUUUAUAAAAACUGACUGAUGAAUAAGGGCCAGAAAGAAUACAUAGUAAGUCACCAGGUGAAAGCCAACAAAAUUAUAGAUGCAGAUUUUUCCCUAACCAGGAGUCACCACAACGUGGUUACCCAAAGCCAUGAGGGGGAUAUUUCUCACAAUUUGAUUUCCCUAAAGCCCCUAGAAAUAAUUUUUUCCUUAUUUGAUUUUAACCAUCAAAGAUAUUAUGGUAUGGGAAAAAUCAGGCAUAUAUCAGAAAUAACCUUGUUUUGAUUUUAAAAACUCAUUUCUACAUGAAGUAAUUACAAUGCCUAUUUUUUUUAGUCUUAAAAAUUAUAGACUAUAAUCAUCUGAUUAAUUUUGCAUCUUUAGUUCUAUAAAUCUUUAGUUAUUACACAUUGUGCUUUCUGUUGCCCAUGGAUGUAUUAAUUUGUCUCUUCCCAUUUUGAGAGGACAUCAUGGAUAGCUAAAUCCAUAUCAAGAGGAUGGGAGAUGCUGCUAACUGCUAUUACCAGAACAUCUUCACUUUUUACUCCAUGCCAAAAACGAUGCUUGCCAAACAAAAUCAUCCCAGUAUAAUAUUAUCAUUAUAUUUCUACUCAUGUUAUUGAAAAUUCCCAGCUCAGUGCCUGGUUCAAUAAAUGUUUAUUCUCCUUGCCUCCCCUUCCUCUAUUUAUUUUUAUUUGAUAUGUAAAUGAAAAAAAUAACACAGGCCUGGCUGAAACAAUAUUCUUGAUGGAUUUUUGCUGCAAAAGGAUUUGUAAUCCAGAAACUAUUUAUAUAAAUUAGACGAAAACAAUUUUCCUCCUUCUCUUCACCCUUCUGUAUGAUUGCAAAGUAUAAUUUCCCUCCUUUACCCCCAUCCCUCACACAAGAAGCUGCUAAAAAUAAAAAUAAAAUGAGAUGGAACCAAGAACCCAGGGAUAGAUUAGAAAAGCUCAUUUAAGUAUUAUAAAAUAAAGGAAAAAUCAAGCCAUUUGAAAAAUCGAAUGCUUUUGAACAGUAUGAUUCAUCCAUAUUACUAACAACAUCUCUUCUGACCAAAUUCAUUGGAUUAAGUGUAAAAUGCUAAUCUUUUAAUGGAUCUAGAUCUAGAAAUCUUUACCUACUGCUUAUGCUUGUGUUGCAGAAUUAUGGGAUGGUGAGGGAUUUGCUUUACAAAUUCUUCUCUGACUCCUAAAUUCUCUAUGGCCAUAUCUUACCAGGGAAUAAGAAAUUUCUUACACGAAUACCAUUCCCUGAAACUUGGCUACUGUCAAAGACUGACUCCCCCAUGCUUACAUUGGUGCCAUCUGCCUUUAAUUAUUGGACACACAUUUACUUUGAAGCUGGAAAAAUUGGAGUGUCAGUCACCAGACACAGCAUUCACAUAAUAAUGAGUUGGAGAAGUACUGUGUAGCUAAUUUUCCAAAAUGACAUGCUUUCCUAAAAGGAAACAGAAAUUGUAUGUUGCCACAUCUUUCCAGAACCAUAUCUGAAACCUUAACCCCACCAAACUCUACAACUGACUAAUCAACUUUUACACAUUCUAAAUCACCCCUAUUUUGAGGGACUGUGAGAUAUAAUACCUAUUUAGCAGAAAUCUUGAUGUCUUGGGGUUGGAAGAUAGGGCAGGAUUAUAGGAAAUGGGGGCUUCCCUGGCAGCUCAGCUGGUAAAGAAUCCGCCCGCAAUGCAGGAGACCCUGGUUCAAUUCCUGGUUCAGGAAGAUCCUCUGGAGAAGGGAUAGGCUACCCACUCUAGUAUUCUUGGGCUUCUCUGGUGACUCAGACAAUAAACAAUCUGCCUGCAAUACGGGAGACCUGGGUUCAGCCCCUCAGUUGGAAAGAUCCCCUGGAGGCGGGCUUGGCAACCCACUCCAGUAUUCUUGCCUGGAGAAUCCCCAUGGACAGAGUUGCUUGGCAGGCUACAGUCCAUGGGUCACAAAGAGCUGGACAUGACUGAGCAACUAAGCACAGCACAGCACAUAGGAAAUGGAGUUAUUGAAAAACCUCCAAUAGGACCUUAUCCGUUAGGGAAGCAGAUUCUCACAGUUUUAUCCUUCUGAAGAGUACAGAAGAGAUUAAACCCAUUCUUGAUAUUGUAAAGCAUAGUCUACAUUGGAGUCUUGACACUUAAAUUGGAAUUCUUUUGCCCAUAACCUCACCUACUCCUGCUGCCUAUACAAGUGUUAAGCAAUUUUGUCUUAUGAUCAGUUUCACACUAAAACAUACUUACCAAUGAACUUGAAACACAGGUACUUUUAUGAAUGUGAUAAAAUAUUUUUUAAGUAAAUCUAGAGGAUGUUAGUCAAAUGCUACUUGGGUUGUCAGUUGGGGGAACACUGGUAUAAGCUAAGGGAGCUCAGGAAUUUUUAUUACUGUAUUUAUAAAUGUGUUUGAAAGAAUUUGUAAAUGUCACAGGUACAUUUUUAAGGUGAUACACAUUUGCUCCAUAAAUUAUUAAAAAUUAAUGAAAUGAGUUUCAAUUGACAUUUGGCAGUAGUUUUGCUUCAAGUGAUCAAUAUUGAUAUUGUUACUGAACUAUGUAAUCUCAUGAUACAUUUUUCAAUACUUUUUCAUAGCAACUGCUUUUGCAAUGGUACCAAUGCUUAAUUUAAAUUGAAUCAAUAAAUUUCUUCCUAAGCAAUGA